This is a messenger RNA of Spirometra erinaceieuropaei, 585 nucleotides long. The record is from the annotation of a GenBank genome assembly. Lineage: Eukaryota; Metazoa; Platyhelminthes; Cestoda; Diphyllobothriidea; Diphyllobothriidae.
AUGGAUUCCUUCCAGUGUCUACAGAUCAACCCAAAGACCUGGAAAGACCUCGCAGACAACCGGUCGGCCCAAAGAAGUGCGACGAGGACUUGGGAAGCCAUCUAUGAAGACAACCGGGUCGGCGCCGCCAAAUUCAAAAGGGAACUUUGCAAGUCUCGUGCACUCCUGACUGGCAAUGCCAACCCCCAACAAGUCCGCGUUGCUAAGGAGCAUCCCGCAUGCGGGUUGGCCUCGUCAGACAUCUCCGGACUCAAUGCACCAACAUCCCAACAACCCCCAACUGCUGCCUCCCGAUCACUCCCGCUCCAACCUCCACAGUGUCCACGACGACGCUCACCCUCAUCACCGAUGAUCAGCAUCUCCGUCGCCGUCCGUCACCAACAACUUUAUCAUCCCUCCUACAACCUUCGUGACGAUGAUGGCGACCACCACAGCUUCUACUCCCGCUACCGAUCAAAACUCUUCCAGCAACCCGUCAACCACAACUUUUACCAUUCCCACUCCCAUCUCCAGCGAUGUGGACUGCAUCCCAAACUGUCCUCAUUGCGAUUGCAAAUUCACCUCACGCGUCGGUCUGGUCGGUAA